This is a messenger RNA of Drosophila miranda, 4984 nucleotides long. RefSeq names its product ATP-dependent DNA helicase Q4 (gene RecQ4). The transcript has 8 exons. Lineage: Eukaryota; Metazoa; Arthropoda; Insecta; Diptera; Drosophilidae. The coding region runs from base 171 to 4850 and encodes 1559 amino acids. Gene Ontology annotation, biological process: DNA replication; double-strand break repair via homologous recombination. Gene Ontology annotation, molecular function: 3'-5' DNA helicase activity; zinc ion binding; ATP binding. The record is from RefSeq and is a predicted model, not a curated record. Gene Ontology annotation, cellular component: chromosome; cytoplasm; nucleus.
GGACGGUAUAUUUUAUCGGCCCCCAAAAUUCUCGCGCGCUCACCUUCGCUCCUCGCUCCACGCUCUCCUUUAUUGACCACACUUCACACGUUUUCUUCGCAAUUUGUGUAUUCGUUCUGGACGUGUUGCUGCCGCAGCAUUUGUUGAUGUUUUAAUUUGUAUUGUUAACCAUGGACGAUCCAAUCUUUAAGCAAAAAUAUGAAAAGUACAAGCUGCGCGUCAAGUUAUGGGAGAGGGACUUUAAGAAGAAGCAUGGCCGUGUGCCCUCCAAGUACGACAUACGCGAGGCCGGCCAGGACAUCCGCGACUCCUACAAGAUGUAUUACAAGCUCAAGACUUCAUUUCUGGAGGAGACCCUCAACGACGUGCUCAGCGAGGAUGGGUUCGACGUACUGGAAAUGUCGCAGGCAAGUGAGCUGGGUGUCACCCUGCUGGACAGCGAUAUCAGCAUGCAGAACGCACCCCAACUACCGAUGGAUAUAUCAUCGAUUGUGAGUCAGCAAGCGCAGAGUGGAGGAUUCUCCAAUCUUGAGGAGUUGCAAAAUCCACAGGCCCUAACCAAUCUCGUAAAUCGUGAUGAAAAUCAUGUCAUAAGGAAAUUCGAAGCCGUGGAAGAGCUGCAGCUCAAUCAAAAUGCCUGGGGCACAGAUGUAAGCAAGAAGCAGCAGCCAGAGCCAUUGGGCUCUUCAAUACCACACGGUUCUGCUCAGCCAAAACAGCAGGCGGCCAGCUUAAAGCCCAGCCUUAGCGCCAAACUAUUUCAAUCCACACGCGGCUUUGCCAAGCGCAAUCCCCGCAAGCCACUCUCACGCUGUUCCUCCAAUGUGGGCGCCUCUGUCUCAUCUGGUAGUCGGCCAGGGCACGACGACCUCGCCGAAGAGCUGCCCGACUUUGAGACGAUUCUCAUACGCAAGGCGCAGGAAUACAAAGAGAAAGAGUUGGCCAUGAUUGUCAAUCCACAUCUAGCCACGGAUCAGCCCAAAGAUGCCAUCAAGACACAGGUGGACGAAGGCUGGCUGCAGAGGAACACUAAGGAAAACACUCUUGACGCUGAUAUGCACAGCCCAGAGCUAGAGCCCAAUAACAAUGCCGAUCAUUUGCCCACGAAAGUCAACUACGGCCUGGCGAACAUCGAUCUGAGCAUGCUAAGGCAAAGCAGGAGUUUGGAAGAGCACCAGCAGCAGCCUGAAGUGAAGGCAGAGCCAAAGCAAGUGGCAGACACUGACGUGGUGGCGUUACCAUCUGUUGAGCAGGAAGCGGACAGCGAUUCCGACUCUGUUGUGGCCGAAAGUGACGAAGAGCCAGAACAGCAGGAGUAUCGACAAUUAGCCAAGCGACGAAAGGUUGUUCCUGAGGUAGAGCCAGAGGUACACGAAGCAGAAGCAGAAGCAAGCUCGGAACCGAUGGAAAUGUCCUUACCGGACCCCGGAGAAGAGACCAUGCUCAAUGACUUCUCUGCGGAUGAUGAAGAACAAGAUGCCACCUACGAGCCGGAUGGAGUAAAGAAAGGCAACGCAAAGCGUAAGCAAGCAGCUGGCAAAAGACAAACUACCCAGAAGCCCAAAGCAGAAAAGAAGCCAAAGGCAGAAAAGCAGCUAAAAGCAGAGAAGAAGCCAAAAGCAGAGAAGAAGCCGAAGGCAGAGAAAAAGCCAAUGGCUGAGAAGAAGACCAAAUCAAAGAAAGCUCCUCCACCUGCAGAGUCAGUGCCCGAACAAGAGGAAGAAGAACAGAGCCAGCCCCUGAAUCCAGAAGAUCUCAAAUAUAUGCUUGCUCUGGAGGCGGGCGAUGUAACCUCCGUGCCACGCAUCAAUCCCCGGGAACUGGAACUGGUAGACAAAACAGCCCAGCGCUAUAUAAGUACCUUUGCCACGCCUACAAUGGCCGGAGGAGGAGGCAACUUCCCAGUGAAUGAGAAGCGAGCUGCAGCCAGAAAGAAGCUAGAGGAGCGUGUGGCCUCGGGCAAACUGAACGAGAACUUUGUAACCAUCAACAUACAGAAAAAGAAAUUUGUGAGAGGUAAAAAAUCGGUGAAUUUUACCAAAUACAAGAAGCAGCAAUGGAGGCACAAGAAGCACAUAGCAGCAUUGACUGGCCCGGACAUGGACAUGGGUGGCUGUGAUGGUGGAGUGCUCACCUGCUUCCAGUGCGGUGGCGUCGGACACUUUGCCCAGCAGUGCAAGAUGAAGGGCGACAGUCUGCUACCGCUUUCCGCUCAGUUGGAAGAGGAUCCCUCGCCGUUUCCCACGCUGGCCGAGGCCCAGGAAAUGGCCUCGCAGGGCGCCCUGGUGGCCCACAGUCGCAACAUUGAGCGACUGCCCCACGCGGCCAAUGCGGCCAUUCUACAAAUAGACGAGGUGGAGGAUUCGGAUGAGAGUGACGAGAGCCACAGCGAUGGGGAGAGGCAGCCUCGACCAGAGCCAGACUGGUCUAGCGAUGAUCCGGAUAUUGAUUUUGAGGCCUUAGAUGCUGCUGUGGAAGCUUCGCAGGCUGAGGCUCCGAUCUCACCCAUUAAGACCUACGUGGGGCACAAGAUACCCGAAGAGUUCCUCAAACAGGCUGGCCUGGAUGGCGCCUCCACUUCGACGACUGGGGGCUCCAGUCGCAGCCAGCAUGGCGGAGUGCAGCCAUUGUACGAUCUUUUGCCCGACGGCAGUGUUCAGGCUGCAACACCAGAGGUACUGGAAGCCCUACACAUGUUUGGCCACAGCAACUUUCGUAAAGGUCAGGAUCGUGCCGUUAUGCGCACACUCUCUGGACUCUCCUCUUUGGUCACCCUAAGCACUGGCAGUGGCAAGUCGUUGUGCUACCAAUUGCCCGCGUAUCUGUACAAUCGGCAGAGGGGUGCCAUCACGCUGGUCAUCUCGCCGCUGGUGUCGCUGAUGGAGGAUCAGGUGACGGGGGUGCCGCAGUUUCUUCGCGCCCACUGCCUGCACACCAACCAGACGCCCCAGCAGCGCAUCAAGGUGCAGGAGAUGAUUGCCAACGGAGAGAUUGACAUUCUCCUGGUGUCGCCCGAGGCCGUUGUGUCGGGGGAGCGUGCCACAGGGUUUGGGGCCAUUCUGCGUAAGCUGCCGCCCAUUGCCUUUGCGUGCAUCGACGAGGCACAUUGCGUGUCCCAGUGGAGCCAUAAUUUUCGACCCAGCUACCUGAUGAUCUGCAAGGUCUUGAAGAAGAAUCUUGGCGUGCAGACAGUGUUGGGUCUCACAGCGACGGCCACGCUGCCCACGAGGGUGAGCAUCAUCAAUCACUUGGGCAUCACGGAUGGGGAGCGGGGCAUCAUUAGUGACACUCCCUUGCCAGAUAAUCUGGUCCUGUCCGUGUCCAAGGAUGAAAAUCGCGAUGCAGCACUGCUGCAACUGCUCAACAGUGAGAGAUUCGAGUCCUGCCAGUCGAUCAUCAUCUACUGCACGCGUCGUGAUGAGUGUGAGCGGAUUGCCGGUUUCAUACGCACCUGUGUGCAGGAUCGCAGGAAACCAGGUGGAGCCCAGGAACAGGGGAAGAAGCGCAAGCGUGUGAACUGGCAGGCCGAGCCGUACCAUGCGGGAAUGCCCGCCUCGCGGCGCCGCACCAUCCAGAAGGCCUUUAUGGGGAAUGAGCUGCGCAUUGUGGUGGCCACCAUUGCCUUUGGCAUGGGCAUCAAUAAGCCGGACAUUCGGGCUGUUAUCCACUACAAUAUGCCGCGCAAUUUCGAGAGCUAUGUGCAGGAGAUCGGACGCGCUGGUCGCGAUGGCUUGCAUGCCCACUGCCAUCUCUUUCUGGACGCGAGGGGCGGCGACCAGGGCGAGCUGCGGCGUCAUGUAUACGCCAAUUCCAUUGAUCGCCAUGUGAUAAGGAAGCUGCUGCAAAAGAUCUUUGUACCCUGCAGCUGUGAGAAGCAACUGCCGAAAGGAACAGAACCGCAAGCCACAGCUAUAGAAGCAGACGGAACCCGGUACCACAUCUGUCCUGGGCAUGAGAUUGGCUUCUCUGUGGAGAAGACCGUUGAAGCUCUGGACAUUCCCGCCGAGAAUAUAUCAACGCUGCUCUGCUACAUGGAACUCGAGCCGCGUUGGUGCAUAAAUGUCCUCAGCUCAGCGUAUAUCAUGGCCAAGGUGAUCUCCUACGGCGGCCCAAAGUAUCUAAAGCAUGCUGCCAAAGAGUGUCCGCCACUGGCCAUGGCCAUUGCCCUGCAGAUUAAGGGCAAGACCUUCAAGGAUGACUCGAAUAUCAUCGAGUUUUCGGUGACGGAUAUUGCCGCCGGCAUUGGGUGGAACAGCGGUGUGGUCAAGUACCAGCUGAAGGACCUGGAAUGGAUAAAAGUUGGUGGAUAUCCAAAGCGUUCGCCCAUCACUGUCAGUUUCUAUGAUUUGGGCUUCCGAAUUAAGGUGCCCGGUGACUUCACCGAAACGGAGAUUGAUAAUGCCCUGGAUACGCUCUACACGCGCUCCGUCAAGCAGGAAAAGACACAGCUGAUUCAGCUGCAGUACGUAGCCCAUGGCCUGGCUGCCGUGGCCUACAGUUCGUGUCACCACUGCUGUAGUGCGGACUUUCCCCAGGACCGAUGCACACAACUGAAGGCCAUUGUGAGGAAUUACUUCCUCAACGACUAUCCGCAGGAUCUUGAACUGGAAAUCGAGCCCAGCAAUGUGCCGGAUGAAAGCAUCGUUGAUGAUGUUCAUUCCCUGAUCAACAUGUACCCCGACAACACAUUCACUGGACGAAACAUUGCCCGCAUAUUCCAUGGCAUCACGAGUCCAAAUUACCCGGCCGUCAUGUGGGGACGUUGCAAGUUCUGGCGCGCCCACAUGAAAGUCGACUUCAAUCGUAUUCUCCAGUUGGCCAAUCAAGAGAUUAUCAAACGGCGGACUUGAGUCAAAAUUUGCAUUGUCGGCGCCGAAGCAGACCUUUGUUCCUUUUAAGAAUAGUUUGAUAUGGUUGAUCCUCUUUCUGUGUAGCUAAGCGGAAUUUUUAAGUCUGUUCAAAUAAACUAAAAUAUGUAGAAAUA